This is a messenger RNA of Caenorhabditis briggsae, 432 nucleotides long. The transcript has 2 exons. Lineage: Eukaryota; Metazoa; Nematoda; Chromadorea; Rhabditida; Rhabditidae. The record is from RefSeq and is a predicted model, not a curated record. Bases 1 to 432 code for a protein of 143 amino acids.
AUGGAGCGAUAUCUUCAGAAUGAAGCGAUUCGAGCACAGGAGUUAAACUUCUGGUCGGAGGUUGACGGGGUGCAGCUUCUGGUCGGAUCUGUUAGAAUGGUCUUCGUAUUCGAGAAAUGUUUUUUUUUUGUCCCCAACCGACUGCCCAAUACACUAUUUUUUACGCUAGACCUUCUGUUCUUCAACGCUCCCAUUUGCCGUCUCUUCGUGUCCGCUUCCACUAUCGAGAGGACAGUGAUUCUCCUACUGGUCAUGGUCCAGCCAGACGCAUGUAUCCGUAUAUCACUGACGAGUGAGAUUCUGAUACCAAAAAACGGAGUUCAAGGUGGAGGACGUGCCGGGGAGUAUUUCAAUUUAGAUGUUCCCUGUUCUUCAAGUUUCUCCAUUUCUAUAUGGGUUUCGAAGCAGAUGCGCUUCCAACCUAUUCACUAA